UCUCGCCUCAUGUGGUGAUUCGCAACUUUGGGAUCGCCCUUGAACCGAUGGUGCACAUUGGCGUGGGGAAUCUGUGUCCGAUUGUACAGUACGUAUAUCCAACGGCGAAGAACGCAAAUAUCGGCCUAAUGAUAUAAGAUCCAAUCGCCCCGCUUUUGUUCAGAAUUGUUCCUUAGCCGAAUGAGAACGAUAAGCGUAUUAUUGUCAACUCUGAUCCUCUCAUCAUUAGCUUAUCAGUCAAGUCUUAGCCGAUGCAUCUGCUACAACUGCGAAGAUACUACAUGAAACUGAUGUUGAAGGGCGCGUCUUGGCGGAAAAGAAUUAAUCAUUGGAGGCUAAUGUUUCACCCCACUAUCCUAUCCCAUUGUUGGACCCCGCAGUCGACGAGGAACGAGAUAUAAAAAGCCGGAAUCCCUGUCAUUCCAAGCUUCCAGCUCUGUAUCUCGAAGCUGCCUAAUAUUCAGUCAAACUUCAUCAUGGCGCCCAAUCGCUCCUUAACCUCAUUUUCGGUCCUUUCUUUCGACAUUUAUGGGACGUUAAUUGAUUGGGAGAAGGGAAUUAUCCAGGCCCUUCAACCACUUGUUGCCCGUCUCCCAGACUCACAUCCUCUAAAGUCAGACCAUGUUGCUCUUGGUUGUGCGUUAAAUAAACAUGAACGUAUCUUCCAAUUGGCGAACCCAAAACAGUCUUACGAUUUGAUCCUCAAAGCUUCGUAUGAAGCCCUCGCAAAAGAGUUACGAGUUCUCCCAACCGCCACGAAUACGGAAGACGCAUCUUCGCUUCUAGACAAAGAAGGCACAGCAUUUGGAGCUAGAAUUGGAACCUGGCCCGCAUUCCCGGACACCGUUGAUGCGAUGCGAAAAUUAAAGAAGCACUACAAGCUUGUGCCCUUAUCGAAUGUGGACCGCGCCUCUUUCCGGAACACGCUCCGCGGUCCGUUAAACGGACUUCAUGAAGGCUUAAAGGAGGCAGAACCCUUUUUUGAUGCCGUCUAUACCGCGCAGGACAUUGGCUCCUAUAAGCCGGACCACCGAAACUUUGAAUACCUGUUGUCGCGGUUGAAAUCAGAUUUUGGAGCGGAGAAGGAGAAUAUCUUGCAUGUUGCGCAAAGCUUGUUCCACGACCAUGAGCCGGCGAAAAAAUUUGGCAUGCACAGCGCAUGGAUUGCUAGAGGGGAAGGAGCAGAUGGAAUGGGUGGGAAUGUUGCGGAAUAUAUUGGAGCUGAGAAUCAGAAAGUUGCGUUUGGAUGGCGAUUCAAUACCCUAGGUGAGCUGGCAGAGGCCAUUGAAAAGGAAGAGGCAGAAAAGGGGGUUUAGGAACCAGGUUAGUACGGCAGUCUAUAGUGACAAAUGUGUCAAAUGGGUAUUUUAUACUAGUGUUACAAUGAGCACACAUUAAUGAUACUGAUUGUAUUAGCAAUCAAGAUCUUCUCAUUGAAGGUUGUAUGAAAUAAUGACCUACAUCAGUGA
Molecule: messenger RNA, 1469 nt
Organism: Blastomyces gilchristii SLH14081
Lineage: Eukaryota; Fungi; Ascomycota; Eurotiomycetes; Onygenales; Ajellomycetaceae
Product: haloacid dehalogenase, type II
Exons: 1
Coding region: 477-1316 (279 amino acids)
Source: RefSeq, a predicted model, not a curated record